Messenger RNA from Brassica napus (rape), 2204 nucleotides. RefSeq lists its product as uncharacterized. NCBI's taxonomy places the organism in Eukaryota, Viridiplantae, Streptophyta, Magnoliopsida, Brassicales, Brassicaceae. The coding region runs from base 519 to 1205 and encodes 228 amino acids. The record is from RefSeq and is a predicted model, not a curated record. The transcript has a single exon.
AUAAUUAUAUGUUUUAAAAAUGUAAAAGUAUAUAAAUGUAAUGAAUUAUAGUUUUGGACAUAUAUGAAUUAAAGGUGCAAUAGAUAUUUGGUAGAAUAAUUAUUUUGUUAUUCUGUAAAUUCUCGCCCCCUCAACGGCUCUCGCCCCCUCAACGGCGACUACGGUACGGACAUUGUACAGCUCCGUCAUGGCGAGGUCUUUGCUUCUGAUGAGUGCAGAUCCGAGAACCCCCUGAACCACUGAUUCCUCCUGUGUGCUACUCUUUACCAGUUUCUGGAGAGCUUAUAAUAGAUCUGCAAUGUCUGUCCAUCAAACUCUUGACAACUCUUAUCCUUUCAUUGUUGCAACUAUACUAGAAUCUUAGAUCUUCCUCUCCUUAUCUAGAUCCAAGCUCCUAGAAAGGACGUCUCUUUGGUGUGCGGCUUCUGGUUUCUUCUUUGGUCUUUCUGUGAUAACUUUGUCACAAGUUCUUGUCUCUGCAUGUUCUCUCAAGUCCGCUCUCGAGCUUUCUCAAAACGAUGUCUGCAACGCGCGUCUCAAAUCUACAUGGGAACUCAACACAAGAACAGGAUGAAGAAGAUGAUGACCUUGUCAUCUUACCAAACGUCGAUAACUCUCAGCUGAUUGCUCAAUUCAAACUCAAUCUGGUAGGGAGAAUCUUCAACACGGAACGGCGCAACGUCGAGGCUCUCAUCUCUCCACUCCCUCGACCUAACAUUUGGGAUGUGGAAGGAAAGGUAAGAGGUCUGGAUCUAGGCAACCACAGAUUCCAGUUUGAUUUUGAGUCAGAGGCUGACCUCGUUAAAGUCUUAAACAAGAGGCCAUGCCAUUUCAACAAAUGGGCUUUUGCUUUGGAACGGUGGAUUCCUCAUGUCGGCGACACCUUUCCUAAUACCAUGACUUUCUGGAUCUGUGUCAGCGGCAUCCCAACACACUUCUGGAUGGAUCCUAUUUUCGAUUCUCUGGGCAAAAGGCUUGGCAAUGUGGGGCUUAUUGAUGCUAGAGCUGCUAAAGUCCAAGUUGAAAUAAACAUGGAUCGCCCUCUUAGAUUUGCCCUCCGCGCCCAGCUGUCCACAGGUGAGAUCGUCCCGGUAAAGCUUGUUUACUCUAACCUCCACCGCUACUGCAGGCACUGUCGCCAUGUUUCUCAUGAGGUGGAGUCUUGCCCACAACUCUCUGAAGCUGAAAGAACAGAGAAAAGCUAAUGACUGGAGGAAGAUAGGGACCAUCCAAAUUUUAACAGAGUUGAUGCUCAAAGAAAGGGAGAAACCUCUAAGCGCUCAUUACCUCAACCAUUCAAGGACAGACGCAAUGGGGAGGACACUCACGAGGACACCCGAGAUAGCGUUUGGAAACGCAUUGACUCUCGGCAUGAUCCACGAGUUGACCCUCGCCCUCCAAAUAUGAUCACCGACAUGAUAGCAAACAUGUUGAUCGUCAAAGGGAUCCACCUAUCCAUGACUCCUAUAAUAAACGAAGAUAUGAUGAGUCUUUUAUCUCAAGUAAACAAAGGGAGGCAUCACGCAGGGAGAGAGACAAAGGAAAGGACAGAGAAAUCUCACCUAGAAAGACCGACAAUCAGAGCCCAUUCCCGCUGCUGUACCAGCAAGACAAGCUACGAUUUCUCCAGAACUCACCGGAGACAGACCCUUCAGGCUAAACCUCCAAAAGAAAGCCUCCACAGACCUGAAACUAAAAAAAAAAAAUUUAGAUGAAGGUGAGGUUUCAGAUGAGGGAAGUUCUGCUAGGAAAAGCUUAAACUUUGAAGCUCCUUCACACCCACCUUCUGUCGAUCUACCUAUCACACUUGCCAAAGAUUCAUCAAUCAAGGAAACCUUCUAAAAGUUGGUAUGAGAUGACACUAGAAGAGGAGGGUUCUAUGACUGAAGAAGCGAUGAACUCAAAAGCGCCCCCACAGACUUUAAACAACAGUACCUUACCACUCACUGAGAGACUCCUGGAAGAAGAAGACUGGUUGGAUGAUGGGAAUGACUUUGCGGAUGUAUAUGGCAAUGAUUUUGGAGAAGAAGAUAUUGAUUUGAUGGAGGAGGAUGAUCUACUUGGCGAGGAGCUACGGAUUGAGAACGAGAAGCACCUCCAAAUCAACGAUUCUAGAAUCAAAAGGGCUGAUGGAGGAGCAACUCUAGAAAUCACAGACGGCUCUGGCUCGGGCAAGGUGGUUGAAUCCACUGUCGACUCAAAGA